Messenger RNA from Sitophilus oryzae (rice weevil), 2267 nucleotides. Its product is annotated as glucose dehydrogenase [FAD, quinone]-like. The transcript is spliced from 2 exons. Lineage: Eukaryota; Metazoa; Arthropoda; Insecta; Coleoptera; Curculionidae. The coding region runs from base 1 to 1686 and encodes 561 amino acids. The record is from RefSeq and is a predicted model, not a curated record. Gene Ontology annotation, molecular function: flavin adenine dinucleotide binding; oxidoreductase activity, acting on CH-OH group of donors.
AUGUGUAAAAACUAUGAGGUACUACUUCUGGAAGCCGGAACAGAAGAACCCGAAGUAGCCGAUGUACCUGCCUUUGCUCCAGUUCUCCAACGAUCCAGCAUCGACUGGGGUUACAUGACGCAACCCUCACCACACAGCUGCUUGGCCCGAGAAGGAGGAAGAUGUCCUUGGUUCAGAGGAAGAGUGAUGGGAGGCACUUCCGUAAUCAACUACAUGAUCUACAUCAGAGGCCACCCCAGGGACUACGACGAAUGGGAAGAAAUGGGCAAUUACGGAUGGGGAUACCACAAAGUACUUCCCUACUUCAAAAAGGCCGAAAGAAACUUGCAACCUGAAAUAGCCGAUAAGCAUUAUCACGGUUUCGAUGGAUACCAAACGGUUCAGCAAGCCCCCUACCAGGACGUUAAUACUAUUGCUAUGAUCAAGGGAUAUCUGGAAUUAGGACUUCCUUACGUGGACUCGAAUACCGAACAAGUUUUAGGUGCCUCUCUAUUACAACUCACACUAAACAACGGUAAAAGGGCCAGUACUAAUACUGCCUGGAUCAGACCGAUCAGAACGAAGAGGAAGAAUCUUACUAUCAGAACUCAAGCUCAAGUAACCAGAGUGUUGAUCGAUCCCAAGACAAAACAAGCUUGGGGAGUUGAAUACAUACAGAACAACAAACUUAAGAGAGCGGUAGCAAGAAAGGAAGUAAUUGUAUCUUCCGGAACCUUAAAUUCUCCCAUAGUGUUGAUGUUGAGUGGCGUAGGCCCAGCGGCACAUCUUCAAGAGCGCGGAAUUCAAGUCAUCAAAGAUUUACCUGUAGGUCACAACUUACACGACCACACUACUAUUGACGGUGUCGUGUUUGCCUUGACCAAUUACACAGCUACCAGCGCAGAAAUCGAUCAAAUCGAACAAGACAUUAAUUACUACAGACAAACUCAAAGGGGACCGUUGUCUUCUAACGGACCUCUUCAAGCCAACGCUUUCGUCCAGACUAAAUACGAAAACGAAUAUGGCAGGCCCGACAUCCAAUACUCCAUCGACGCUGCAAAUGUUGAAAAUUUCUUUACCGACCCCAUCUUCACAUCGAUGACUUCCGUUUUGCCUCUGGCGUACUACAACGGUUUCAUGAUAAGACCUAUCCUCCUCAACCCCAAGUCCAGAGGUGUGAUACAGUUAAAUGACACCGAUCCAAUUUUAGGAACACCCUUGAUCCACGCCAACACAUUCUUCGAAGAAAUUGAUAUGCUUAGGUUGGUAGAAGGUGUAAAACAAUCUCUCAAUCUCCUACGUACAGAGUCAUUGAGGAAAAUUGGUGCUUCCCUUGUUACCACACCGUUGCCAGCUUGCGCUCAUAUCGAGUUUGGUACUGACAUAUACUGGGCGUGCGUGGCUCAAGCUUACACCACUAGUAUUUUCCACAUGGCGGGUACUUGCAAGAUGGGACCCAAACAUGACCGUUCGGCAGUAGUCGGUCCUGAUCUAAAGGUCCACGGUAUUGAAAACCUUCGUGUGAUAGAUGCCUCUAUCAUGCCGCAAGUUACCAGGGGUAAUACCAACGCACCUACUAUCAUGAUAGCGGAGAAGGGUAGUGACAUGAUCAAAGAGAAGUGGUUGAAAAAGAAAAUCGAGUCUCCUUAUGCGCCGGAAGCUAUAGAAGCCGAUAAUUUCUUCCACGGGUUUGGGUUAAAGAAAUAAAAACCGAUCUAUGUCUAGUUCAAGUACGGUCACGCAUAACAGGAUUAUACCAAAAUAAAUAAUGUAAACAAAUGUGUUCAAGUACCAUAACAUGAUUGUUGUUGAUAGAAGUUUUAGUUUUUUUCUAAAUCACACAAUAGAAAAACAUAUUUUCUCCUAUCUCACGUAAAGAUACAGGAUGUGCGCUACAAGCACAACUUUUAUAUCAAUAAGCACUGUAACUAUAUUUAUCACUGUAUCAAGGCAGUUAAAGCACACGUGAGUUUUUGAGGUUAUAACAAACUAGUGUGUUAAUUCCCUGUCAUAUACGCCACGAGACUUUUCUGGCAGUAUUUGUGCUGUAGCCGCCGCUGUCUGGUUAACAAUUUCUUGCGGAAGAUCUUUCUGAAUCACUUUUCUUUAAAAUCUGACUUGCUGGUUGAUAAUUCACUAUUUUAUCGAUUUAUCUAAAUGAUGUUUUAAUGUCAAUGCUAUUUAUUAUUUACAAAAAAAGCGCACAUCUAUAUUGCAUAGUAACAUAAACGCACCCUGAUAACAACUGGUAGUUGGUCUACAUAUCAAGCCUUUUAAAUCAAUUAUUC